ACAUCCCACUGUGCUGCUGUAUGCGAAGUUGAUGACAUGACAGAAAAUACAGCUUUGGUGGACACUCGCAAGACUACUACUAAAAUUACAUUCAAAACUAAAGAGGGCAUUGACAACCAAGGGAUGGUUCUCAUCGGCGAUACAGAUGGUGAGUUUACACCCAGCCCACGUCUGUGUGUCCUAAAACGAGAGGAAGGAGAAUCCUACGGUUUCCACCUGCGGAUAGAGAGGGACUGCCGAGGCCACGUCAUCAGAAAUGUGGCUGCAGGCGGGAUUGCACAGUGCAGUGGCCUGCAGAAUGGAGACAGGCUUCUGGAAGUCAACGGCUGCUUCGUUGAUAACAUUUUGCACUUAGAAGUGACCCGAAAGAUAAAACUAAGUGGACAGCAGGUGGGCUUAUUGGUGCUGGACGGGGAGCAGUAUGAGCAGGCCGUGUCACGAGGUCAUGACCUCCGAGACAUCAGCAGAAUGCACAAGGUGGUGGACUGUAGACCGCCAAGACUCUGUCACAUCAGCAAACAGCCAGCGUCAGGUCUGGGUAUCAACUUCACACCUGUGGAAGGACGAAAAGGUCAGUUUUCUGUCAGCCCAGUGGCAGGAGGUGCAGCUGAAAAGGCAGGCGUGCGUAAGGGAGAUCGCCUCGUCUGGAUGAACGGAGCAAGUGUGUCCGAGCUCACACCUUCUGCACUCAGUAUGAUGAUGAAAAAAUGUGGCAACCACAUCACCAUCAUGGUGAUCGACAGUGAGAGUGAGAAGAACUACGUUGAACAGGGGAUGCCCAUCCUGCCUGCGAUGGCUGUUCCACAUAAUCUUCCUUACAAAGCCAGAAAACUGCACCUGGUCUGUGGACCGGAGGGCUACGGAUUCCUCCUCCGCCUGGAGGCCGCUCCAGCAGGACGCACUGCUCACGUUGUGCGUAAGGUGGAUCGUGGCGGUCCGGCAGGGAAGGCGGGUAUGAAGGACGGAGAGGUGCUGCUGGAGGUCAAUGAAGAGUCGGUGGAAUCUCUCACGCAUGAGGAGAUUGUAGACAAAGUGAAGCAAAGCACACAGCAGAUCUCCUUCACCACCAUCAGGCCUCAGGGGCUCGAGUUUUACACCCAGCUGGGUCUGUCACCUCUUCUGUUCUGUGAGGAUGCUGAGCUUCAGCAAGAAAAGGACAGCGGCGUGGCAGCGUCCUCUGUACCGGAGCAGACAGGCCACACGCUCACAAACGCUGCUGCACACGUCGGUGAUUGUGAGGAUGAAGGAAAUCAUGAAAUAUCAUAUUUGUAAGAGACUGAAAUACAAGUCCCUUUGCAGAGACUUUUAACUGAGUGGGUUGAG
Molecule: messenger RNA, 1323 nt
Organism: Thalassophryne amazonica
Lineage: Eukaryota; Metazoa; Chordata; Actinopteri; Batrachoidiformes; Batrachoididae
Gene: nherf4b
Product: PDZ domain containing 3b
Exons: 10
Coding region: 37-1272 (411 amino acids)
Biological process (GO): protein localization to plasma membrane
Cellular component (GO): apical plasma membrane
Molecular function (GO): signaling receptor binding; protein-membrane adaptor activity
Source: RefSeq, a predicted model, not a curated record